UCAACAGUAAAUAAUAUGGAUGCUACCACCUGCUGGUUACAGUUGGCUCCAUUGUUCCUAUACCACUUCCUGGUACCUACCUCAUGUCAUUGGAUGCCACGGCAGUUUCCAUGUGACGUUACGGUCAAUACUACCAAUACCACGGAUGACAUCAUCUUUAAUUGUGAGGAGCGUCGACUGAAACAUGUACCUGUUGGCAUCACCUGGAAUGUGACCGUGCUGGACCUAUCAGAAAACAACAUCAGAAAUGUAUCUCUUGAUGCAUUUUCUAAUCUGGAGAACCUGACCCUUCUCAAUCUCAACUGUGUCAACAAAAAUGGUGACACACACUUCGCUGAAGGUGCCUUCAAGAAUCUGACAAACCUGCAGGACCUAAGGCUUAAUGGCAAUGGCCUCAUCAACAUUCCUCAAAUUCUCCCACUCAUUCUGGACACACUCAUGCUGGACAAUAACAAGAUCAAUUUCUCGAAUAUGAGCAAUCUUGUCGGUAUACAACAUGUGAAGGAGCUGUACUUAUCCAAAAAUUGCUAUUACUGGAAUCCCUGUGAGACUGACUUUACUAUUGGAUAUGGCACCUUCUCAGUAUUGACUAAGUUGAAGGUUUUGAUGUUGGCCUAUAAUAAUUUAACUCGUGUUCCAAAAGGACUGCCAAGCUCUAUACAAGAAUUACACCUCGAUUCGAACAAGAUACAGCAAAUUGCUGAGGAUGAUUUCCUUGGACUAACCCAUCUAACAAUCCUGGAAUUACAGGGAAACUGUCCACGAUGCUCCAAUGCUCCAUAUCCUUGUGUUCCCUGUCCUAAUGAUUCUCUGGAUAUUCAUCCUCAUGCAUUUCAUGGUCUUACACAGUUACAGACACUGCACCUAGCAGGCAACUCACUUCGUUUCAUCAAUAACUCCUGGUUUGAGAGCUUGAACAAUCUUACACAUCUGUUCCUGUCUUAUAAUUACUUAACCAAUACUAUCACCAGUGGAACCUUUUUUAGCUAUCUACCAAAGCUAGAAAAGAUUGAUUUGUCAUUUAAUUAUGAUUUGCUUGCCUACCCUGAAACCCUACAGCUUUCAACAAACUUUUCACAAUUGGUGUCUCUUACAACGUUACACAUAAUGGGUUUUGUUUUCAGGGAAAUUCAUUUAGAAACACUCAGACCGCUUUAUGAACUCAAGCGUCUUUCAGUGUUGAACAUCGGAACUAACUUUAUUGUUCGAUCUGAUUCCCACAUAUUCAACAAAUUCUCAAACUCAAGUCUCAAAGUCAUAUAUCUUGCGGAAAACAGGCUUUAUCCAAUUUCAGUGAAUGAGUCCCCAGGUUGUGGCACAGGCGGCAACUUAAAGUCGGUGUUGUACACGUCGCCACUGACUGGAUAUUAUUCCAAUUCAAGGGACUUUUCUUAUGGAAUAAAUCACAACCUUGUGAAGCCAGAAUGCUUUAUCUCUGGUCGAGUGCUGGUCCUUAGUUCAAAUAAUCUCUUUUUCAUUUCGCCAAAGCAAUUUGAGGGCUAUGGUGACAUUGCAUGUCUAAACUUGUCAAGAAAUGGAUUUUCAGCAGCACUGAACGGGACAGAGUUCACCUCAUUACCAAACCUAAAAUAUCUCGACCUGUCCUUUAACAAGAUUGACCUGGCCUAUGACAACGCCUUCAAGGAAUUAAAGAAACUCGAAAUAUUAGACCUAAGUUACAACAGCCACUAUUUUGAAGUGUCUGGUGUGACACAUAAUUUACAUUUUUUGAAAAAUCUACCGACUUUGAAAGUAUUGAAUAUGUCACACAAUAACAUUUUUACAUUAACCACUAAGCAGAUGACAAGCACAUCUUUAAAAGAGCUUCAAUUUCAACACAAUUUGUUGGCUACAUUAUGGAAAGAGGGGGAUGACUCAUACAACAGCCUUUUUAAAAAGCUGACGAAUUUGACCUAUCUGGAUAUUUCAUUUAACAGCAUUGAGAAGAUCCCAUCAAAAGUCUAUGAAAACAUACCAUAUACCCUCCAAAAACUAUGUAUUAGUCAUAAUUCACUCUGCCAUUUUGAUUGGGAUAAACUGGCAGGUUUUCAACAACUGAAUUUCCUGGAUCUAAGCUACAAUUCUUUAUUUCAUGUGUCAGCAAAUCUCUCAAACUUCACAGACACACUUCAGAUUCUUGACUUAAGCCACAAUCAGAUUUUUCAACUCUCUCGUGGAUUUCUUAGGGGUGCUCAAAGCCUUCAGAUACUUGACCUCAGCUACAACCAACUGACUAUCAUCAAUAAGACCACCUUCCUAUCGGGCCCUGAAAACUACAUGAAAACCUUGUCCUUGCAAGGUAAUCCAUUCCAGUGUACCUGUGAUUUACUAGAGUUCAUCCUGUGGAUAAAAGAUAACAAAAACGUGGAGAUCCCCAGACUGGCCAGUGAGGUGACCUGCAACAUGCCAGCCAAAAUGAGAGGCCAACCAAUGAUACUGUUUAACAUUAAAGAAUGCAACGAGGACAACAUAGCCUUCCUGAUUUACUCCCUCUCCACUUCCUUGAUCAUAUUCACUGUGGUCAUCACUAUGGCAGGGCAUGUGUUUUAUUGGGAUGCCUCCUAUAUUCUAUACUAUCUGAGGGCAAAGCUGAAGGGCUACCAUUCGUUGAAGUCAACAACAACAGGCAAUCUCUAUGAUGCCUUUGUUACCUACGACACCAGAGACCCAUUGGUGUCAGACUGGGUACUGAACCAACUGCGGGUGCAGCUGGAAGAGAGGGGGGAGAGACACCUGCCUCUCUGUCUGGAGGAACGAGACUGGGCCCCCGGGGUCCCCCUAAUAGACAACCUCUUCCAGAGCAUUCGACAGAGCCGCAAGACUGUCUUUGUGCUGACCGAGGCUUACAUCAGGACUGGGAACUUCAGGAUGGCUGUGUACCUGGCCCACCAGAGGUUGCUGGAUGAGAACAUAGAUGUGAUUGUGUUGGUUCUCCUGGAACCCGUGCUGCAGCACUCUCACUUCCUCCUUCUGCGGCGGCGUCUGUGUGGAAGGAGUGUUCUAGAGUGGCCCCAGUCUGCAGCCGCUGAGACCUGGUUCUGGCAGCACCUAAGGAACGCUGUCAGGUUAGACAACCAGGUGAUGUACAACAAGAUCUACUCCAGGAUCUUCACCAGCAAGAUGUCAUCAUUGAGACAAUCACCAGUACAACUCCGAUCCUCUGCAAGCAUGUCUGACAAGCCAGAUCUCGCUGAAGUCUCUAACUUCGACAAGACCAAGUUGAAGAAGACCGAGACACAAGAGAAAAACCCAUUGCCCACCAAAGAAACCAUCGAACAGGAGAAGCAAGCAACAGCAUGAAGCCCAAGCCUCUACUAUGCACUGUACAUUCCACAAGCAUUGCCUUUUUCACCUCGUACCUGUGUAACCCAAAACCUAAGUUGCAUUGUGAUUGGACAAAAGCAAUGACUGUACAGCCCCUCCCUAGAACUUUUAUUUUAUUUUUAUUUUUACAUCAAGUCUGAAAACAACUACUGACUGGCACUCUUUGACUAGGAGGAUGUGUUGCGUGUCUCUAAUCACUUCCAGCACCGUCACCUGUCCCUGCUGUGUCUCCUACUUCCAGCCACUUGUGGUUGUGAAGGGAAGUGCAAGGGUGUGAUGGAUCUGCCCAACCCGGGGACCCACUUCUGAUGUGUAAUUCAGCUUCUGGCAACAUGAAAUGCUUUCAAAUAAAGCAGUGUUCUGUUUUUCUUGUUCAAAUUCUUUUGUAUAAAUUCAAUUCUUGGAAUGCAGAAGUUUGUUUUGAUAUGCAAAUAAAGUUAUAACUCUU
Messenger RNA from Oncorhynchus nerka (sockeye salmon), 3772 nucleotides. RefSeq names its product toll-like receptor 8. NCBI's taxonomy places the organism in Eukaryota, Metazoa, Chordata, Actinopteri, Salmoniformes, Salmonidae. Gene Ontology annotation, cellular component: plasma membrane. Gene Ontology annotation, biological process: positive regulation of interleukin-6 production; toll-like receptor signaling pathway; defense response to virus. Gene Ontology annotation, molecular function: pattern recognition receptor activity; actin monomer binding. The coding region runs from base 16 to 3300 and encodes 1094 amino acids. The record is from RefSeq and is a predicted model, not a curated record. The transcript has 6 exons.